CUGAGUUUUACUCCCAAUGUUCCUUUAAUCCUUCUACACCUCCAAUUUUAUCCAUUUUCUCUCAGUUCUCAGGAGUUGACCUAUUUCUCAAGAAACAUACAGAUACAAAAAAUACAAAAAAAGAAAGAAGUUAACUAUGGACCUUCCCCAGACACAAGAAGAUACAAAAUCUAUUCCAGAUGCCUGGGAUUACAAAGGGCGACCUACUCUUAGAUCACUCUCUGGUGGUUGGGCUAGUUCCGCCAUGAUUUUAGGGGUUGAGGCAGUGGAGAGGCUAGUAACGCUAGGCAUUGCUGUAAACCUGGUGGUGUACUUGACUAAAACCAUGCACUUGGGUAAUGCUAACGCCGCAAACAUUGUUACUAACUUUAUGGGAACUUCGUAUAUCCUCACUUUGCUUGGUGGCUACAUUGCUGACACUUUCAUCGGAAGGUAUCUUACCAUUGGCAUCUUCGCCACUGUUCAAGCUAUAGGUGUCACAAUUUUGACAAUAUCAACCAUGAUCCCAAGCCUGCGACCUCCGAAGUGUGAACUAGGAAGCUCAACAUGCAUCCCAGCUAGCGGCGAACAACUCGCCGUCCUUUACACCGCCCUAUACAUGACGGCUCUAGGCACUGGCGGCUUAAAAUCCAGCGUCUCCGGUUUCGGUACCGACCAAUUCGACGAUUCCGACAAAAAGGAAAGAGGCCAGAUGAUAAAAUUCUUCAGCUGGUUCUUUUUCUUAAUAAACGUAGGAGCUUUAGCUGCAGUGACAGUACUGGUGUACAUUCAGGAUAAAGUGGGAAGGGAAUGGGGUUAUGGUAUAUGCGCUUGUGCUAUUAUUGUUGGACUUGUCGUGUUCUUGACUGGCACAAAGAAAUAUCGUUUCAAGAAACUUGUAGGGAGUCCAUUGACUCAAAUUGCUUCAGUGUUUGUUGCUGCUUGGAGGAAAAGGCAUCUGAAAUUGCCAUCUGAUUCUUCUUUUCUAUUCAGUGUUGAUGAUAUUAUUGGGGAAGAUAACAAAAAGAAUAAACAGCAGUUACCUCACAGCAAGGAGUUCCGUUUCUUGGACAAGGCAGCUAUUAAAGAAGAUGACAGUGAAUUUUCUGGGACAACCAUAUUGAAUAACUGGAAUUCAGCAACUUUAACCGAUGUUGAAGAAGUUAAAUUGGUAAUCAGAAUGUUACCAACAUGGGGCACGACCAUUAUGUUUUGGACUGUCUAUGCUCAAAUGACAACAUUUUCUGUGUCACAAGCUACUACAAUGAACCGUCACAUUGGUAAAUCCUUUGAAAUUCCAGCUGCCUCGCUCACUGCUUUCUUUGUUGGAAGUGUUCUUUUGAUGAUUAUUUUCUACGAUCGAAUCAUGGUUCCAAUUUGUCGUCGAUUCUUGAACAAUCCACAUGGUUUCACCCCGUUGCAACGUAUUGCUAUAGGCCUAGUCAGUUCAAUUUUGGCAAUGAUAGCUGCUGCUUUAACAGAAGUGAAAAGAUUGAAGGUUGCAAAAUUACACGGAUUGGCCAAUGAUCCGAAUGCUAUAAUUCCUAUGAGUGUAUUUUGGUUAGUCCCACAAUUCUUGCUUGUUGGUGGAGGUGAAGCUUUCACUUACAUUGGGCAACUUGAUUUUUUCUUAAGGGAAUGUCCUAAAGGGAUGAAGACUAUGAGUACAGGGUUGUUUAUAAGCACAAUUUCAUUAGGAUUUUUCUUUAGUUCAAUUUUGGUCACAAUUGUAGAUAAGGUGACUGGAAAAACAAAGCCGUGGUUAGCUGAUAAUUUGAACAAAGGAAAGCUCUAUGAUUUCUACUGGCUUUUGGCAAUAUUGAGUGUUUUGAAUUUUAUGCUAUUCUUGUUUUGUUCAAGACGAUAUGUGUACAAGGAGAAGAGGCUGGCUGAUGUGGGCAUUGAAAUGGAGGACUCGGACCCAGUUUGCCAUUAAAAAGCCAAUUAUUAGCAAAGCCACUUUGUUUUUGGUUUUUUUUCUUGGGAUUUUAUUUCAGACUUCUUUCAGUGGCAAAUGUAACAUAGUAACAGUGGGUUCAAAGAACCCAUUGUCUUUGGGUCAGAAUUACUAUUUAUAUGUAGAAACUGUAAGUCAAAAAUAAUUACGUAUGAAUGAAAUCUGAAUCCACUGCUUCAAAGAAGCAGUAAUUUAGUAGAGCAUUUGACACGUA
Nicotiana attenuata is the source of this 2150-nucleotide messenger RNA. RefSeq names its product protein NRT1/ PTR FAMILY 6.3-like. Gene Ontology annotation, biological process: oligopeptide transport; response to nitrate; transmembrane transport. The record is from RefSeq and is a predicted model, not a curated record. Bases 137 to 1915 code for a protein of 592 amino acids. Gene Ontology annotation, molecular function: nitrate transmembrane transporter activity. Gene Ontology annotation, cellular component: membrane. The transcript has 5 exons. Lineage: Eukaryota; Viridiplantae; Streptophyta; Magnoliopsida; Solanales; Solanaceae.